UCUAAUACAUCAAACCGAUAGGAUAUAAUCGUAUCAAUGGAACGGUGCCGCGUGACACCGUGUAGACCCACCACGCUGUAAAUAACAGCAGGUGGUGGGACAUCUGGUCAUGGUCGAUUUGACGUGAAUAGAUUUAUAUACCAGCACACUAUCGUCUCGUCCCGUACUUGCAGACCACCCACUUGUGGUCCGAACGUUGAUCUUGCUCAUGACCCUACUAUAGUCAGCAGUAGCGUACAUGUGAUGUAUCGCCAAGUCACAUCAGGGUCAUUUAUCAGGUUAUCGCAGCGUCCCGCAACACCGAUAUGCAUAUGUCUGAAACUCUUUCAUUCACUCCACUCUUCAUCAAUGGGCAGAAAGUCUCUUCCAGCGAUGACAACACGUUCGACGUGGUGAACCCAUACUCUCGCGCCGUAGUAGGAAGAGCUGCAUCCGCGACCAGCGCCGACUGUCUUGCGGCUAUCGAUGCAGCUCAUGCUGCCUUCAAGAUGUGGGAACAUUCUCCACUCCAGCAACGUAAAGACGUCCUCAUCAAGGCUGCCGAUAUCCUUUCCACUGACCGCUACAAGCAACUUAUCUUGCAGUCCAUGAAGGAAGAAACUGCCACGCCAAUCGACUUUUGUAUGUAUAACUGGAGCUCCUCACAGGCCUCUCUCCGUGAUACAUCAAAACAUGGGGAUCUUCUGGGUGAUGAAAAAACAGCCUCGGACAGGAUUCCCGGGGCGGAGGUCCUCGUUCAGAGAAGGGCGAUGGGCGUGAUCUUUGGCAUUGCUCCCUGGAAUGCGCCUAUCACGCUUACACUGCGCGCCAUUGCUGUCCCCAUCCUUUGUGGAAAUACUGUCGUGCUUAAAUCAUCGGAAUUGAGUCCACGGAGUCAGUUCAUCGUCGCGGAACUAUUGCAAGAGGCCGGACUGCCUGCAGGAGUUCUCAAUUUAAUCUCCGUAUCAAGGGAGGAUUCGCCUACUUUGACUGCUGAAAUCAUUGCACAUCCGUCUGUGCGGAAAAUCAAUUUCACAGGUAGUGAUCGUGUGGGAAGGAUAAUCGCGAGCGAAGCAGCAAAGUAUCUCAAACCUUGUGUUUUCGAGCUUGGCGGAAAGGCGCCUGCAAUUGUUCUCAACGAUGCUGAUAUAGACGCCGCGGUGAAAGGUAUCGUAUCCGGAGCGCUCCUUUACUCUGGCCAAGUGUGCAUGUCUACUAGUCGAGUUCUCGUACAGCGGGGCGUAUCGGACACUCUGACAGAAAAAAUCUGCGAGCUCUGCAAAUCUCUAAAAGCCGGAAAUCCAUAUACGGACCCUACGGCGAAGCUCACCGCUUUGUUUUCCCAGUCUUCUGCAGAGAAUGUACUGGGUAUGUUUCGCGAGGCGAUUGGAGAGGGAGCGAAGGUCCUCGUAGGGGACGUCACGAGGGAUGGUUCCGUGAUACAGCCACAUGUGUUCACAGGCGUUAAACCGGGUACUGGGCUAUGGGAGAGAGAAGUGUUUGGUCCUGAACUUUCAAUUACAACCUUCGACACGAUUGAUGAAGCCGUAGAACUCGCUAAUAUGUCCGACUAUACGCUUUCUUCAUCUCUGUGGACGUCGGAUUUAGGUGCUGCAGAGAAACUUGCACCUCGGAUUCGAGCAGGCUACGCCAAUGUUAACGGCUCCACAAUCCAUUCGGAGUCAUUCUUAGGACUUAUUGGACUUGGCGGUUCUUCGGGAUAUGGCCGGUUCAGUAUCGAAGACUUUACCGACAGACGUUUGGUAGUAUUUCACCCAUCACGACAAUAUCCUUUAACUUCAUGAGCACCCCGGCACAUGGCUCGGAACAUCAGAGCUGUGGACCCGUUGCGGGUGCAGCACUAGCCGUAUGUGACCAUCAAUGCUGUGCAUACUGCUGUAUGAAAUGUCAUAACUGUGAGGAAACGAAAAAGAUAAGCGCCCAGUGGAAAGUAUACAUAGGUUACCUUUUCGAUCCUUCCGUCCCAUCAUCGUCAUCUUGUAAUACUGCCCACUUAUCGUACCACCUUACCCUCCUUCGAAGAAGGUGCCUAUCU
Messenger RNA from Desarmillaria tabescens, 2035 nucleotides. RefSeq names its product Aldehyde/histidinol dehydrogenase. Bases 306 to 1784 code for a protein of 492 amino acids. The record is from RefSeq and is a predicted model, not a curated record. The transcript is spliced from 9 exons. Gene Ontology annotation, molecular function: oxidoreductase activity, acting on the aldehyde or oxo group of donors, NAD or NADP as acceptor. Lineage: Eukaryota; Fungi; Basidiomycota; Agaricomycetes; Agaricales; Physalacriaceae.